GUGUUGUUAUGCCAACAACACUGGAGCUUGACGGUGGUGUUUCCACCGAGCAGUUGAAGGAGAGAACAGGUUUUUCAUUGUGGCGAAGAUUGAGUUUACAGUUUCUACUGUUAUAUAAUCGUGUUGUUUGGUGUCUCGUCCAUCUCUCCGUUGCCGACUCCCAGCCGUUCAAACCGGAAUGGCCGAACCGAGCGGCAGAUAUCAGCAGCUGACCAACGAGGAGGACCCAGAAGAGAGUCCCGAGGUAGCAGCUGAUGCUCCACCCCCGUACAGCAGCAUCACAGUGGACAAUGCCGCCUACUUUGACUACAAGGAAGACGGGGCUUUCCCCAAGCCUCCUUCAUACAACGUAGCGACCACGCUGCCUUCCUAUGAUGAAGCAGAAAGAACCAAGACUGAGACUACUGUUCCCCUGGUAACUGGGAGAGAUGAAGACUUUGUGACCAGAGAUGACUUUGAGGACGCCGACCAGCUGAGGAUAGGAAAUGACGGCAUCUUCAUGCUGACUUUUUUCAUGGCAUUCCUGUUCAACUGGAUCGGUUUCUUCAUGUCUUUAUGUGUGACCACAUCAGCAGCCGGCCGCUAUGGGGCUAUCUCAGGCUUUGGCCUCUCCCUAAUCAAAUGGAUCUUCAUAGUCAGGUUCUCCACAUACUUCCCCGGGUACUUUGAUGGACAGUACUGGCUGUGGUGGGUGUUCCUGGUGUUGGGCUUUUUGCUCUUCCUGCGAGGAUUCAUCAACUAUGCCAGAAUCCGAAAGAUGGCUGACACCUUAUCCACCCUGCCCCGCACCCGAGUCCUCUUCAUCUACUGAGCUCACGAUCCAUCAGUUUUCAUCAUAAUCUUUUCCCUCUUUUCAGUGAAACAUACUGCCUGGUUUUAUCCAAUCACAACAGGAGAAAAGAACAUGUUUCCCCUCUGCUUGACAUGCUUUGGACAAUACAACUUUUGUCUCCCUUUGGUGUAAAAUAGUGAAAUGCCGUGAAACCCUUCAGUUGUUAGUGGUGAACUGUCAAGUGCUAUUUGCAGUUAUGACGUGUGUGGUGUAUAAAUGAAUGCCUUAUUUUCAGUUUUACUCCCUGUUGGUAGCAGCAGCGUGAGCUGUUCUCCUGUUAGCCACCAGGGGGCAGUCUUGUUUGUGUGUUUUUCUUUCACCCGUCUUCUAUCAGAUGAUGUCAUGGUUCUCAGGCCAGGUCAUUUUGGGGUUAUGGGUUGAUUUACUCAGUGUGAAAUAAUAUAAUUAAAGUACUUAAUGUACUUUUAACCCAUUUGACUAAUGUGUCAUUCUAUUGGGAAAUAGUGUAUAAUUCAGUUAAAAUAAGACUAAACAGGUUGAGGAUGUAUAGAAGAUCAGGGGCCAGGUUUCUCACAUAAUUAGAAAUUGUCUGUGCUUACACACCCUGUAAUCGGGAGUGUUGUUUCCUUGCAUGUAAUACAUGCACGUCAGCAAAGAGGUAAAGCAGAGCUUCUUUGACAGGCUGGGGAUCAUUGCCCUGCUCAAGGACACAGUUACGGGGAUGGAAUAAGCUGAUAGUCUGUCACUCCAUUCAGAUGUGAAUUAGACGUCCUAUCUCAGUCACUGGCACCCAAUGAUUGGUUUCCAAUGAGGAAAAAAUUAUCGUAUUGCCAGAAGUGAUUUGUAAACCCUGCCCUGGGAAGAACAAGAAAUGCAUUAUAUAGAGCAGAGAAAAAUAAAUGUUGGUCUUGAACUAUUACAUGUUAAUAAGAUCCCUGUGAACAUCACAUACCAUUAUAGUUUUACUAGUUAUUCAUGUUACAGUAUGCCACUUGGAAAAGCUUAUUGAUAUCAACUAAAAGGAGGAGAUAUUUCAGAUAAUUGUCACAGCUGGAUUUCAUUAAACAUUUACAUACAAACA
This is a messenger RNA of Cyclopterus lumpus (lumpfish), 1874 nucleotides long. Its product is annotated as NEDD4 family-interacting protein 1-like. Gene Ontology annotation, biological process: ubiquitin-dependent protein catabolic process; positive regulation of protein ubiquitination; metal ion transport. Bases 179 to 811 code for a protein of 210 amino acids. The transcript is spliced from 7 exons. Lineage: Eukaryota; Metazoa; Chordata; Actinopteri; Perciformes; Cyclopteridae. Gene Ontology annotation, molecular function: WW domain binding. The record is from RefSeq and is a predicted model, not a curated record. Gene Ontology annotation, cellular component: perinuclear region of cytoplasm; Golgi apparatus; endoplasmic reticulum.